AUGGAUCUCAAGGAAAACUUGGUCCCUCGAACAGACACCACAUGCACUGGCAAUAAAUUGUGGUAUGUCUGCACUGCUGGCGACUACAAAGGUUGUUGUUCAAGCAAUCCGUGUACGUCGGGGAUAUGCCCAGAUGAUGAUACCACGACCUCGUCUAUAACGAAGACCACAACAACCUCCAAAUCCUCGAGUACCUCAAGCAAUGAUUCAACAUCAACAAGUUCCACAGAAGGGGCUACUACUGCGACGGCCGAAGCAACCUCGUCUGCUUCAACCAUGGGAAGCAGCAGCCCAGGUACUAUCGCAUCAACGACAUCUACAAGUACCUCAACCGCGGCUCCUGUAACGUCCAGCUCUAGCAGUCACUCAGCCAUAAUUGGCGGAGCUAUUGGAGGUAUAGUCGCCUUUCUGUUCAUAGCAGUAAUACUGUUCUUUUGCUGGAAGCGCAGACAGCGCAUGAAAAACACCGAACCCCUCAUUAUCGACCACGGUCAAUUGCCCUCAUCUUGGCGCAUGGGACGUGCAAGGAAAUAUGGCAACGGUAAGCACAAGGACCCCCUCCUCAAAGAACAAGUCAUUAAUAUUCGACACAAAGGCUCUACAUACCCUCACUUCGAGCCCUCGAUCACAGACUACCACGAGAACACCGUCAUUUCUGCCUUGGCAGGAGGCCUUAAUGUAUCAAGAACAAGCCCCAGUCCAGCUGGCGAUGCAUCAUGUGCGGAAACAAUCCCCGCCAUCCCAACGGCUGAGCUUCUCGCCCCCAUCCCCAAGCGACCAGGUCACACACCCGAGCUCCCAGAUACAAUGGCCCGGCGCAUGCGAGCUGAGCUACCAUCCGACUCUCAGAGAGAUCUCAUUAAUGUGCCACUGAAUCAACGACAAGGGCUGAUGAUUUAUCAGCGGGGUGGAAUUGCCAAUCUUCUUCCUCGGGACUCCUUGGAGCUUUCUUCGACAUCAUCUUCACCAAAUACUACCAACAGCAGUCCAAAUACUGGCUCGAAGUCCGUCGCGGGCCUUGUUCCGCCUUUCAAAAGUAUGAGUCCCAGACUUGUGGCACGUAAUACGGCACGGAGAGUAGUCACCGAGGAAGGAGUUGUUAUGGGUGCGAAUCUGGAUCGGUAUUCUGGAGAUCCCAGAGUAGAAGACAUGGAGCGUCCCAUUGAGGAAGGGAAUAGGGUUGGCAAUGAGAUCAGAAACGGGAACGAGAAUAGUGACGCCGAUACGAAAAAAGGCAAGGAGAACACAUGGCAGUCGCAGGACCAUGUUAUGAGUUUCAUGAACUUUGAUGGCAGCCUACCGUUGACCGAUGUAUCUGAGGCUGGUUGCUCAUAUUAUGAAGCGGAAGGACCAUCUCCUCCUAUCUCUUCCCCCACUUCUAUUUCUGCUUCUCCGCCAAUAUCUUCACCUAUUCCGAACAGGAUCGGAAACAUGACUUUCAUAGAUAUGGGUCCUCUUUCGCCGACGCCGAGUGAAGUGCCUCCUGCUUAUGAGGCUGAGGAAGGAAUUGAAUUUGAGGUAAAUGGGGAGAGGAAGACGCCGGCUAGGACUAUGGGAAUGGGGAUUAGGCGAUUUGGCUAA
Messenger RNA from Penicillium pulvis, 1581 nucleotides. RefSeq lists its product as uncharacterized. The transcript has a single exon. The record is from RefSeq and is a predicted model, not a curated record. NCBI's taxonomy places the organism in Eukaryota, Fungi, Ascomycota, Eurotiomycetes, Eurotiales, Aspergillaceae. The coding region runs from base 1 to 1581 and encodes 526 amino acids.